AUGGCGGGCAAUCCAGUCGACCCUCUGCAGACUCUUCAGGCGGCCUUGUCAGUGCAGGCAAACUCAAAGGAACAGGCAGAUUUGCUUGCUACGUUGCGUGAAUCACUUGAAAAUCACCCAGCACCCAUCCCCAUCCUUGUCGGAACUCUCAUUGGAAUCGUUAUAAACGCCGGUGAUUCGCUCCUGAAGAGAUGGGUUAUUGACCUCCUCCAUUUUGCCAUAUGUCGCUCCAGCUUGUCGCUGGAGCAACGCACACAGAUGGCAUCCCAGGCGUUGGACACCCUCGCCCAACUCGUAGACGACCCGAAACCCGCCAUUGUAAAGGUCGUCAUCCAAUGCCUUAGUACCAUGUACCCUCUGCUGUUCCGUCAACUGUGCACCAACCGAAGCAAUCCUUCUGCAUGGAACACUUUAUCGGCAUGCAAAAACCGGAUCAUUGAGUUUGUAUGGUCGCAAACGGUCAGCGUCGGGGUGAAAUUGUCGGCGAUGAAGUUUGUUCAACGCGUUAUUCUCGUCCAAACGCGCGGCAUAUCCGAUCCUAGGGUAGUCCUCUACUAUCUAUCUUCAAUAAAAUUUUCAUCACCUAAAUUUCCUCGCGAACGUUCACAGCUUCAGAACAAAAACGACCCAAACAUCUCCUUCUGCCCUGUUGACCACCCGUACAUCUCUGUUGCUAAACUCGAGAGCGAGGGCCAAAAGUUGUUGGAAGGGGUAGUGGCGACUCUGUAUUCCAGCCAGGAUGUUGAUCUACUCUCCGCCUUACUUAAUUCCUGGGUAACUCUGGUCAAGCAACGCCCCGCGACGCUGCCCUUGGUUGUCACGGCUUUGAAACAGUGGACACCAACAGCUCUGGCGGGGCUUUCUGCUUCGUCGGUGAAGAGUGUGGAAAAGGCCGUGCGGAUUCUCCUCAUGCAUAUAUCACGAAUUCCUGGCAACACGCAGUACGUCCCUCAAAUUAACCAAGCUCUUGCCCAGCAAGGUACCCGCAUGGACAAAGCUGCCGCGGAGGAAAAGAAGCGCAAAGCAGCCGCGAUCGAGAAUCGAAAACGCCCUUCUUCUGCACCCAACGAACAACCAACUGAUCCAAAGCGCGCCAAACUCGAGCCUGAACCCCAACCCGCUCCUUCACUCCUCGCUAAAACCGACUUCACCAAGUUCCCUGCGCCUCUCAUUGUUGAUCUUAUCGUCGCCAAUCUUGAGGCAUUUACUGAACCCGCUUUAAUCGCCCUCGUGCAAGCAUACCGUCAGAACAAUACACUGGGGUCCUCGACAACACCCGUCGCACCAAUACCCGUCGCGAUUCAGUCUGCUGCUCUUGCUCCGACCCCCGGUCACACACCCUCACCGACUAUUCCCACAGGACCAAGAAGGGCUGCUCACAAUGUUGUGGAGAAACCCGCUACACCGGUUUCUCAGCAAGUUAUUUCCGCAAAGGAAGAACCGGUGGAUCCCCUUCAAAUGGACAUUGAUGAAGAAGAAAUGGAGUACGAGCCCUCCAAAUUGAAUGAAGAGCUGUCAGGCGGCACUUCUCUUGAAGAAAGUGAUGCUUUAAUCACAGACAUCACCUCCGACGCCCUCAAUCUCCAACUCGUCGAUUUCAAGUUGCCACCGCCGAAGGAGCUACCAGAAGACGACAGGAUCAACUUAAUUGCUAGUGCUAUCACACGAAUAUGGGACGGCGCGGAAGAGCUCAAAACAAUGGGGGAAGCCAUUCCGGCGGAUUCCUCCCAAGCAGGGGGAAAUUCGGCCGCCGAAAUGUGGAUGCUUCUGUUGGUGAGAAUGAUCACAAGAGUUGCUGAACCGCCUCCGACGCCGGGGGGCGAUGAUGCGAUGGAUGGAUCGGGCAAUGAGAUGGUGGUACAUGACUUUUAUGCUCGGCAAGAUCAGCUACGACAAACAUUGUGCGACUAUAUCAUGACAGAUUUCCCAUCUCGAAUACGGCUUGCGACAACGUGGAUGAACGAAGAAUGGUACAAUGACCGAAUACGAUGUGAAAAAGACCCAGAUUGGCGAACAAAUUACGAUACAUGGUUAAACCAGAUCGUGGCGUCAUAUCAAACGCUACUGGAUGGGAAGGAUAGAACAUUUUCGCGCUUCCUUCUCGACCUGCCUACGAUCCCCUCGGAUGUUCUGGGUUUACUCCGCGACUUGUGUGUUGAUAGCUCCAGCCCCGAUCGAAUGCACAUCGGCUUUACUACGCUACGUGGGCUCGUCGUUCAGCGACCUUCAUUACGGGAUGAUGCCCUCAAGAUCCUGCUCGAGCUGACUACACAUCCUGAGAGAAAAACUCGUGGGGCUGCGAUUAACACCGUUAAACUCUGGGUACCCAGUAUUCAGCCCAUGGACAUGAUGAUCCGAGCGUUCGCGCUACAAAUGCUACGGAAGCUUCAACUACGACCGUCGGAAGUGGUGAAAUCUCCAUUAUCUUCCCGUCAGGACCCUGGAAGGGAUGAUGUGGUUAUGAACGGUGAUGUCGAAAAUGGUGAAGAUUUGCAAGCGGAAUCAGUGCACGUCAAUGGCGACCACCACCAAGACGAGAAUAUGGAAGAUGGCCAAUUACCACAAGAGGAUUUAGUGCACACACCAUAUUUGCCAGAACGCAUCGAGCUCCCUGCUAAAAAACCUCACGUGCUACAACACGUUGAGUUGCUCUUCGCUUUAUCAGUCAAAGUUCCAGAGUUUUUGGACGAGAUUUUUGUUGCUUAUGGCCAAAUGGAUAUCACAGUCCAAGAGGCUAUCCAAGACCUGAUAACGGCUUUGAUCAAAUCGCUUGGUUCAAGUCAUGGUAAGCUGCUCACGCUGAUGCGGACAUGCCCUCCAGGUGCCGAGUCCCUCGCUCUACGCGUUUUGACAAUCUUCACGGAGCAUGGGCGAGCGAGUGCGCAACUUGUCGCGUUGGUCAAAGCACUCAUCAACGAGAGAGAUCUCGAUGCACGUUUCCUCAUUCCCAUUAUCGCUGAGAUGGACAAGGUGGAUAUUAUGCGUCAUCUUCCUAGAAUCGUUUCCAUCCUGAAUGGCCAGCAAGAACCAAAGAAUCUCGUUCGCUCAGUCUUUGGUUCCAUUGUCACGACACCCCCGCAAACGUUUGGAAGCGUCACAUCGAAUCUACCACGAGUCCGGCAGAGUGAGUUGCUGACUCCUGCGGAGUUGAUGGUCUUGUUGCACCACUCUGAAAAAGAGAUUGGACUGAAGAGCGCAAUUGAAGCUAUUGGAAUUUGCUUUUCGAUGACAGAUGUGUUCCGUUCCGAAAUUCUUGCAGUCGUUAUGCAACAGAUUAUGGACGAACCAGUGUUACCGGUCUUGUUCCUGCGGACUGUGAUUCAAGCGGUGACGACCUAUAAAUCCCUUGUCGGCUUCGUCUCGACGACCCUUCUUUCUCGCCUCAUCACCAAAAAAAUAUGGAUAAAUCCGCCGCUCUGGGAAGGCUUUAUUCGCUGUGCGAAAGUCAUUGCGCCAGCAAGUUUUGGAGCUUUACUUCAGCUACCGAAGGACCAACUUCGGGAAUUGGUGGACAAGCAGCCCAGCUUGAAGUCUGGCCUACGGGACUAUGUCACGAAGAAGGCUCCGAACAAAGCGCGGGUCGCUGGCUUUUUGGAUAUUUUUGGGGAACCAGACGACGCAAAUAGCUCUGCCUCGACCCUGCGACCCGAAACACCACAGCUUGAGGGUGUAUUGACGGCCACAUCCUGA
Molecule: messenger RNA, 3690 nt
Organism: Laccaria bicolor S238N-H82
Lineage: Eukaryota; Fungi; Basidiomycota; Agaricomycetes; Agaricales; Hydnangiaceae
Exons: 14
Coding region: 1-3690 (1229 amino acids)
Cellular component (GO): mRNA cleavage and polyadenylation specificity factor complex
Source: RefSeq, a predicted model, not a curated record